CUGGCGAUUUACUACGAACGUUAUGUUUAGUUGUCAUCUGUAGGUGAUGCUUAUUUGGUGGACGAUGCAGGUAUAGCGCGCAUCGGAAUUAUCUAUGCGUCCGUCUGUGGGGAUGCCUUCACGCUGGAAUACAGUUUGGCAUAGCUGGGACGCAUAUGUCUAGUGGACAGUUUAGACGUUUGCAUUGAAAGGGGAAACAAUGUUUUGCACGAAAUUAAAGGAGCUAAAAAUUACUGGAGAAUGCACCUUCUCCAAGAUUGGGCAAAACACGGAGCGAAGUGACUGUGAGCAGCGUCCGAGUACCUUUGCAGGAUGUGCCUUGCCAGUAUUAAAAGAGGUGCACGGAAGUGCUCCGGAGAUACUACAGCAGCGCAAAAUCAGCAGAAGCAAAGUUAAUCUACAGACAUUAGGAGAAAGCGUCCGAAAAUUAGUUUUCCCAGAGUUUCAGAGGCUGCAUGCCGCUUUUCUUAGAAUGGUGAAACAGCAUACCUUAGACAUGAUAUGGCAAGAUGUGAAUUUUGGAAAUGUAGAGAGCCUGAAGGAGCAUAUGGAGACAUACUCCAUCAAAGCAGGUAUUCCUCUGAGCAGCGUUAAAGUUUCACUUGGGAUCGAAGUGUUUAAGACGUGUUAUGAGGAGGAUGGACACAUUUUGGGUGCAGUGGGGGGAGCCCUUCACGACUUCCUGAACAGCUUUAACGUGCUUUUAAAACAGAGCACGCCACACCAUCCAGCCAGUGAGGAUUGUGUAAACGAAGCCUCCGUGCUCUGUCUGGAUAAAGAUCCAGGUCUGCUGACUGUGUACUACUUCAACCCUGACAAAGCGACAGAGCUGUUCUUCCCUGGCAUCAUCCAGGCGGCUGCCAGUUUGCUGUACCAGACGGACGUGGAGGUGGCCAUGGAGCCGCCGUGCUGCAAAGAGAGUGCCCUCCAGUCCCACCACCAGCCCCACCUGCUCUACUCCGUGCUGGUGAAAAACACCAAGCACCUGACCCCCAGUCCGCUGAAGGCACAGUUUCCAGUGGAUAUACCCAUUUCGUUUUUUAACUCCACGUUUCCUUUUCACGUCCUGUUCGACCGGGAUAUGAACUUAUUGCAGAUCGGUGACGGGCUGAGGAAAAGACUUAGCCGCAAAGACGUCCAAAGGAAACCGGUUUUCGAGGAACAUUUUGUGAUCCUGUCUCCUCAGAUCAGGGGCACUUUCCAGAGUAUUUUAUCCAUGCUAAACACACAAUUUGUUCUAAGAAUAAAGCACGGCGGCACUUCUGCUAUUGCGGAGGGCACAACUAAGCUCAUGGACCUCAAAGGACAAAUGAUCUUCAUUUCAGAGUCCAACAGUAUCUUGUUUCUGGGUUCCCCUUGCGUGGACACGCUGGAGCAGCUGACAGGGAGGGGUUUGUACCUCUCCGACAUCCCGAUUCACAAUGCCCUGAGGGACGUGGUCCUGGUGGGGGAACAAGCCAAGGCACAGGAUGGGCUGAAGAAGAGGUUGGGGAAGGCCAAGACCGCCCUGGAACAGGCCCACUGGGCAUUGGAGGAGGAGAAAAAGAAAACCGUGGACCUCCUCUUCACCAUAUUCCCGGGCGUGGUGGCCCAGAAGUUGUGGCAGGGCCAGCCGGUGCAGGCUAAGAAGUUUGACAACAUCACCAUGCUGUUCUCCGACAUCGUGGGCUUCACCGCCAUCUGCUCUAUGUGUAGCCCAAUGCAGGUGGUCACCAUGCUGAACGAGCUCUACACCAGGUUUGACCACCAAUGCGGAGAGCUGGAUGUUUACAAGGUAGAGACUAUCGGCGACGCAUACUGUGUGGCUGGGGGUUUGCACAAAGAGAGCCAGACUCACGCUGUUCAGAUUGCGAUGAUGGCCCUGAAGAUGAUGGAACUAUCAGAUGAGGUCAUGACCCCCACCGGAGAAGUCAUUAAGAUGCGAAUCGGUCUCCACUCCGGCUCCAUUCUCGCCGGCGUCGUUGGCGUAAAGAUGCCGAGAUAUUGCCUUUUCGGCAACAAUGUCACCCUGGCCAAUAAGUUCGAGUCGUGCAGCCUGCCGAGGAGAAUCAACAUCAGCCCGACGACUUACAGGCUGCUGAAAGGUCGGCCAGAAUUCGUCUUUAUACCCAGAACCCGACAGGAUCUUCCGCCGAACUUCCCCCCCGAUAUUCCGGGCAUUUGCUACUUUUUGGAGGCGUGUGAUGCACAGGGCGGCUCCCUUGGGAACGAAUCCACACCGGAGGCAUGCGAUUAUAGCAAUACUAACUUCUUGGGGGAGCAAAUUUAACGUGGACCGUGAGCGUGUUGUGAAUUAAGCUACGACGUUGUUAUGUAUUCACGGAGGUGAACCCAGGAUUCCGCAGAGGUCACCUCUUUCACGUGUUCAUUGUGCACUGUGGCAUUCACUCAUGAUACAAUAUAACGUUUGCAAAAUUAUGGAAUUUCUGUGUAUUGUGUAAUUUUGCAAAAUGGAGGCUGUGCGUCGCUCUGUAUCUGUAAUAUAGACACAUAGUUAGACCACGAUGAAUGAUUUAUUAUUUCAGUAAUAAACAUUUAUUAUUGUCAUUAUUUUCGCAUUGUUACAGAACUCCAGUACAAUAAACAAUAUGACCCCAUUCAAACUUG
Brienomyrus brachyistius is the source of this 2607-nucleotide messenger RNA. RefSeq names its product guanylate cyclase 1 soluble subunit alpha 1 (gene gucy1a1). Gene Ontology annotation, molecular function: guanylate cyclase activity; heme binding. The record is from RefSeq and is a predicted model, not a curated record. The transcript has 8 exons. Gene Ontology annotation, biological process: cGMP biosynthetic process; response to oxygen levels. The coding region runs from base 200 to 2269 and encodes 689 amino acids. Lineage: Eukaryota; Metazoa; Chordata; Actinopteri; Osteoglossiformes; Mormyridae. Gene Ontology annotation, cellular component: guanylate cyclase complex, soluble.